Pararge aegeria (speckled wood butterfly) is the source of this 4235-nucleotide messenger RNA. RefSeq names its product protein vav (gene Vav). Gene Ontology annotation, molecular function: guanyl-nucleotide exchange factor activity; protein binding. The coding region runs from base 67 to 2475 and encodes 802 amino acids. The record is from RefSeq and is a predicted model, not a curated record. Gene Ontology annotation, biological process: regulation of GTPase activity; cell migration. Gene Ontology annotation, cellular component: cytoplasm. Lineage: Eukaryota; Metazoa; Arthropoda; Insecta; Lepidoptera; Nymphalidae. The transcript is spliced from 16 exons.
UUAUUAAAAAGCAGAGCUUUGUGAGAGAACUAUCGAUGUGCAGUGUUGCGUGAGUGCGAAUGAAUCAUGGCGACUAGCGGCGAGGACCUUUGGCGUGAGUGCGCGUCCUGGCUUACGAGGUGCAGUUUGCUGAGGCCCGAUCAUAAAGCGAAUUGGCCGACGAGUACUACACACGACUUAGCGUAUACCCUCCGGGACGGUGUGCUUCUCUGCAGCUUGCUGAACGUGUUGCAGCCGGGAUGUAUAGAUAUGAAGGACGUGAACCAGCGUCCCCAGAUGGCACAGUUUCUAUGCAUGAGGAACAUAAAAGUGUUCCUCCGCGCUUGCCACGAGGUGUUCGAGCUGCGGGAGACUGAUCUGUUUGAUCCCUCAAUGCUGUUCGACUUGUCCAACUUCCACCGAGUGCUGUGUACGUUGGCCAAGCUCAGCCAGAGUCCGAAAGCGUUGGCUAAAAAUAUACAGCCAUUUUCCGCAAGAAGGACACAAUCCGAAGAAGAUAUCUACAAAGAUUUGCAAUCAGUCGGCGGCGCGGUCGCGAGCCGGGAGGUCGGUGAGUACGCGAGCUACUGCGCGCGCAUCCACGACGAGGAGAUCUACCACGACCUCUGCGCGGUCAAGGGGCCCGUCCGCGAACCGCCCCAAGCCCCGCACCAUCCCAUCGCUUUCAGCACACUAGCGACGUCGUCGCAUAGUCUAGAGAAAAGGGACUAUGUUAUAAGGGAGCUGGUUGACACCGAGUGCAAUUACGUGGACGUGCUUAGUAAAAUAAUUAAAUACUUCCUGAGACCGUUGACGCCAUAUUUGAAGCCCCAGGAUAUGCAAGUCAUAUUUUUUGGUGUGAAGGAGUUACACGAAAUCCAUUCCGGGCUACUCAGACAACUCCGGCUGGCCACGGAGAACUGCGUGCCCGGCAGCGGCGCGCCGCGUCUCGCCGACGUGUUCCUCACGUGGAGGGAGAGGCUGCUGUUGUACGGGGACUACUGCUCCAACCUCACCAACGCACAAGAGACCCUGAAGACGCUCGAUGCCAGAGAUUCCACGUUCAGCAAACAGCUAUUAAAAUGUCAGAAAGAGCACAGCGACGGUCGCAUACAACUGCGGGACAUUUUGUCGGUGCCGAUGCAGAGGGUGCUCAAAUACCACCUCCUAUUGGACAAGCUUGUCCAUGAAACACAACCGAACCAUGAAGAAUUCCGGGGUCUGGAGCGUGCGAAAGAGGCGAUGGUGGAUGUUGCACAAUACAUAAAUGAGGUCAAACGUGACAGCGAGGUGCUUGUGUUGCUCGCUAAAGUGCAGGAGAGCAUAAUCGACUGGGACGCGGCGGCCCUCGGCGGGGGCGGGGCAAGUCUCGCCGCUUACGGCAGAUUGCUCCUCGACGGAGAACUGAAAGUCAAGGCGCACGAAGACCAGAAGGUUCGAUCGCGUUACGUGUUCGUGUUUGACAAGCUGAUGCUGCUGUGCAAGCCCGUCAAGGACAACCAAUAUUCAUACCGCACGGGUAUCCGAUUAGCUGAGUAUCGCGUAGAAGAGGCUUGCGGGAGAAGAACUCUACGAGGAGAUGCGAGGUGGACGUCGCACUUCUACCUCCAGCAGAGAUUCCAGGACGCGACAUACACUUUGUACGCGCGCACGGAAGACUGUAGACGGAAGUGGGUGAAGACUAUCAAAGAUGCAAUAGAAAACCUAGAGCCGGCCGGAUGUCGCAGCACGAAUCAUAAGUUCGUAUUACACACGUUCGAGAAGCCCGCAACGUGUCACCAUUGUUCCAAAUUCCUUAAAGGCAGAAUAUUUCAGGGCUAUCUGUGCUCGGUGUGCAACGCGUGUGCGCACAAGGACUGCAUAGCACUGUCUGGGCGUUGCGGGGGAGGCACGGCGCCCCCGCCCCCGCUGCCGCCACAUGCUCACCAGCCCGACAACGCGCUCCACUACUACAUGUGGUACGUGGGUGAGAUGGGUCGGGAAACUGCGACGGCGCGUCUGGAGCGGCGAGUGGACGGCACAUUCCUACUGCGCGUGCGGCCGCGAGCCACGCAAUCGCUCCCCCCGCCCUCGCACGACACGCACUACGCGCUCUCACUCAAGACGGACAACACAGUAAAGCAUAUGCGCGUGUGCCGCAAGCCAAUAGACCAGGUGCCGCACUACUACCUCUCCGAGUCUCGCUUCUUCCGGAGCAUCGUCGAGCUCGUUUCCUAUUACGAGAAGAUAAGUUUAUCGGAGAACUUUGUCGGUUUAGAUUCAAUCCUUCGCUGGCCGUUCCGGAGAGUGGUGGCCACGGUCAUUCACGACUUCCGGCCGCUGGAAACCACCCAGUUGGCGUUACGGCCUGGCGCCAAGUUGCUCGUACUCAGUAAAGAAGGUGACAGGGUCGGGUGGUGGAAAGGACGAACGCUUGAUAAGGGCGACAACCGCACCGGUUACUUCCCCAAGGAGUGUGUGCGAGAGGAACCGGAGUGUAUAGGGGCACUGGACUGAUGUCAGCUCUGCCUCGCAGAGCGAGAGCAGCACUAUCGACUUCCAGACACCACCACUGACACUGACACUGACGACUGUCAAGACGACCUCGUCUAGAGAUCUAGUGAAAAGUUUAGCUAAUGGACUGGUUUAAACUCGAACUAAAUGUUCGUUACUCUCUGUUUGUCCCUAGAAUAAAUGCGUAAACGUCGCCACGGUCAUGACGACUGCUGGGAUAUAUGAAGAUCUAGGUUAGAGACUGAAGUUAUAUGUACUACUAUGAAUGUGAACUUUUGGCCGAUUUGAUAAUCUUCCAGUGUACAUAAUAAUUAUUAAAUACGGUAUUUUCUGUAAAUCAUAGCUUAUACUUGUCAGGGUGAUAGGACUGAGCGUGACCCUUCGACAUAAAUGGACAUUGUUAAAAUAGUUAAUGUACUGGUGUACGCUCUUAUACUUUCAUUAUAUCCUGGUAGUUCACAAAGGACAUCGUAGAUAAUUUUAUAGAAUAUGAUACUAUAAAAUCUAUAUAGGCUCAUAGAAAAACACGAUCGAAACUUUAACCUCUUGACAACUCACUUUAUUGUUUGAAUCAUAACACCAUGACAUUCGGGCAUUAUUAUAUCGAAACUCGAUUUCGAGAUGUGCCAACUUUAACUAGGUUUACUCAUUCAGGUUUUUUUAAUGAGUAAUAAAUAUCGAUUUGUUGAGUAUAUUUUUAUGCAGCAUUACUGGCAACACUGCUCAACAAAUCCUUAGCAGUUAAGUGAUACCAGUGACUAAAAAAAAAAGCUUAUUAGUAUUGAAAAAGUUAAAGGGAAAUGUAUUUUCCCAAAAAUGUGGCAACUAGUCUGCAGUUGUAUAUAAAGUUAGUGCAGCUCUCAUGAUUAAUUGUUGAUGCAGAUUUAAUGCCAAUAAAUUGCAUUUUAUAAAUUGUUAUAAAUUUCACUAAAAACGGCAGCUAGACUGCUGAUAUAAUGCUAUGAUAUAUGAGCAAUUCCAUGGCAUAACUAUAGCUAUUUCAUGGUUAAUUAAAACACAUUAGAAUUAGCUAAUAUAUGUGAAGAAGAUUAAGGGACAAUGUGUUCGCCAAAACAUAUAAAUAACGAUACAAGGAUUGCUCUCUUACAAUAAACUACGAGGAUAUGUGUAAAAUUUAUGUGACCCAAGUUAUUUCAUUAAAAGAAGUGAUUUGAAAGUGAUUGGAAAACUAAGUGUUAAAUUAAAACAUACAAAAUAAGUGGACGUAAAAAAACUAUUGUAUAGUUUGUAUGAAGAAACGUGUAUUGGAUGUCGUGCUAAUAUAAUUGAAUGCUUUAAAUAGGUAUUGUGCUUUACGAAGAUGAAAUGUAUGGGAAUACAAGGAAUGUAUAUUAAUAUGCCACUUAAAAUCUAAGGGCACCGUAAAUAAGUAUUAGGUUUUAUUUAUGUAUGAUGCAUCGCAAGAAGAAAAAAAACGUUAGUUAAAUUUUAAAGUGAUCUAGAAAUCUAAGAUUCGUUCACUAUCAAUGGGUAAGGUCGUCACCGUGUUUAUACAGGGUUUAAAAAAAAUACCAGAAAAUUCUCGGCCUGUAUUUGUUUACAUUAAAAAUAACAACUUGGUUCUAGGAUAUUUUUGAACUUGAUAGUUUGUGAAAUAAAGUAAAGCAAGUAAGUUAUUCACUCAAUAUUUUACAUAGAUGCUCUACUUGUUAUUACUCUGUAAAGUAACAUCAGCAACAGCUCGGGAACCACGACUUUGUCUAAUCACAUGUAUUUGGUUCCACAGUGUAAUGUUAUUUUAC